AUGAUUUUUUCUUCAGUUGGCUACUCAACUUGUCAUUGGUGUCAUGUUAUGGAGCAUGAAUCUUUUGAAGAUGUUGAAAUUGCCAAUAUUUUGAAUGAAAAUUUUGUUAGUGUUAAAGUCGAUAGAGAAGAACGUCCGGAUGUUGAUAAACUUUAUAUGACUUUUGUUCAGAGCUUAACUGGUGGUGGAGGCUGGCCAAUGAGUGUUUUCCUUACACCCGAACUUGAGCCUAUAUAUGGCGGCACUUAUUUUCCACCUCGCGACUCUUUUGGCCGUCUUGGAUUUUCUUCUGUUUUAACAAUGAUUACCGAUAAAUGGAAGAUUAAUAAUGUUCAAAUGCGUAUUGAAGGCCGGCAAGUUGCUGAGUCACUACGUAGUGCUUUGGAACCUACAACAACAAUUAAAGAUGGACAAAAACAAAACUUUCCAAAUUCUGCUUCUGCUUUAAUUGCUUGUUUUGAAUGGCUCUCUAAACGGUUUGACUCCACUUUUGGUGGUUUUGGUUCUGCUCCAAAAUUCCCCAAAACUGUUGAUUUGGACUUUUUACUAAAUUUCUAUGCAGUUAAAAAACCUUCAGUUGAAGCGGAUAAAGCAUUAAAUAUGUUAAAAUUGACUUUUGAAAAAAUGUUUGAGGGUGGAAUACACGAUCAUGUUGGAAAGGGUUUUCACCGAUAUUCAGUUGAUUCUAAAUGGCAUAAAAUGCUUUAUGACCAAGGCCAAUUAUUGCGUUCUUUCAGUAAUUUUUGUAAAACUUGCCCUUCAAAUAAAGAGUUGGCAACCGAUGCAAUAAUUGAUAUUGCUAAAUAUUUAAAUACAAAUUUAUCACACCCAUCGGGAGGCUUCUACAGUGCCGAAGAUGCUGAUUCUUUACCUGAAGAAGGAUCUAAAAAGAAACGUGAAGGGGCCUUUUGUGUUUGGACAAAAGCUGAAGUAGAAAGAGUUUUAGGUGAUAGACCUGCGAGGCAUAAUGAAAAUGUUUGUCUCGAUGAAAUUGUUUGUGCUGCUUUUGGUAUUCGAGAUGAAGGAAAUGUGCCGGCUUCUGCUGAUCCACAUGAUGAAUUGAAAUUACAAAAUAUUCUUCAUCUCGUUACUCGUCCUCAACUUGAGGAAAUUUCAAAAGAACAUAAAAUGUCUCUUUCUGAACUUUGUGAAUGUAUUGAAGAUUCGAAACGUUUUCUAGCUGAGGAACGUGCUAAAAGGCCAAAACCACAUUUAGAUAAUAAAUUGGUUACUGCUUGGAAUGCUCUAGCAAUUUCUGGAUUUUGUGCUGCUUCAACAAUUAUCGAUGAACAAAAAAGCAAACAAUAUAGAGAACGGGCUGAAAAUGCUGUCAAAUUUAUAAAAGAACACUUAUACACAGAGGAAAGUGGAGAACUUUUACGUUCUGUUUAUGUUGAUGAAAGCGGAAAUAUUGUUCAGAGUUCCUCUCCGAUUAUGGCAUUUUCUGAUGACUAUGCUUUUUUAAUUGAGGCUCUAAUUGAUCUUUAUUCACUCAAUUUUGAUGAAAAUUUAUUGAAAUGGGCAGAACAAUUACAAAAUAAAAUGGACAUUCUCUUCUUUGAUUCAACAAAUAAUUCUGGUUAUUUCACCUCUCGUGCUGGAGACCAGUCAAUAUUUGCACGUAUAGUUGAUGAACAGGAUGGAGCUGAACCCUGUUCAACAUCUGUAGCUAUUUCUAAUCUUCUACGCCUUUCUUCUUUGCUUGAUUCUAAAGAAUUUAAACAACGUGUCGAAUCUGUUUUUCUCUCAACUACUUGGACAGAACGUUUAACUAAAUUUCCUUUUGUUGUUCCUAAACUUUUACUUCCUCUAUAUUCACUGACUAAUCCACAAUUUCAGUUUAUCAUUGUGGGAGAUAUAAAUGAUUUUACAACUCAAAAAAUGCUUCAAAUGAUUCAACAAAAAUAUUUACCGAUGGCUACAAUUAUAUUUCUUGAUGCUAACAAAAUUAAGAUAAAUGGAAAUAAUUCUUUUCUUUUACAAAAGAAUUCACAUUUAAAAGAUUAUAUUGAAAGUUAUAAAACUGGAGGGCCUCCAACAAUAUUUUUAUGUCAAGCAGAAUCAUGUGAAAUGCCUAUAAAUUCUUUAGAAGAAUUACAAAAAAGAUUGGCUAAAUUAUAA
Meloidogyne enterolobii is the source of this 2121-nucleotide messenger RNA. Lineage: Eukaryota; Metazoa; Nematoda; Chromadorea; Rhabditida; Meloidogynidae. The record is from the annotation of a GenBank genome assembly.